AUGGCUCGCCAGAGUGAUGACCCCGCGUCUGUGGAGGUCGCAGACAAAAGGACUGCCCUGCGCGCUCUCCUCCAGUCGCACAGUUUGAUCCGGAAGGCGCUUGACACAGCAGCCCAAUCGGAACAGAACGUUCAGUCCAAAUGUGCCGGAGCUGCGGCAUAUGUAAGCGCCAACCCGGGGACGGUUCAAUGUUUCGUGCAUAGGGCGUACAUCACGGCGCUGAAUGACGAGGCAGCAGCAAUGGCCACGCGAGUCGCAGCUCUGGAGAAGGGCGACGAAGCUAUGGCCAAGCAGAUCGAGGCGUUGAAGGACUGGUUCAAGGAACGCGGCGUGGAUCUCGAUGAGGUGAAGGAUGCGGUUGGCUCUGAUUGA
Didymosphaeria variabile is the source of this 372-nucleotide messenger RNA. RefSeq lists its product as uncharacterized. The transcript has a single exon. The record is from RefSeq and is a predicted model, not a curated record. The coding region runs from base 1 to 372 and encodes 123 amino acids. NCBI's taxonomy places the organism in Eukaryota, Fungi, Ascomycota, Dothideomycetes, Pleosporales, Didymosphaeriaceae.